UUGCAUAUUUCCGUGGGUUUUCCGUCAUCGCCUGAGUUAGUGCCCUCCCCUCUUAGAAAAUUCCCAUUACGUCACAAAAGAUCAUCACGGAAGUAAACUAGGCGACGAAACCCAGACAAAACACGGAGCACUACCGAAGUGUUCUGUACUCGACUUCUCCGAUCAGAUCACAGACAUCAUGCUGGGAGGAGGCUACAAAGCAGAGAGGUUAAGAGUCAACCUCAGGCUUGUCAUCAACAGACUCAAGCUCCUCGAGAAAAAGAAAACUGAGCUUGCUCAAAAGGCUCGGAAGGAGAUCUCGGAUUACUUGUCGUCAGGAAAAGAUGAGCGGGCACGCAUCCGUGUGGAGCACAUCAUCAGAGAGGACUAUAUGGUUGAAGCCAUGGAGAUCUUGGAGCUUUACUGUGAUUUGCUCCUGACACGUUUCGGCCUUAUCCAGUCCAUGAAGGAGUUGGAUCCAGGACUACAGGAGGCAGUUUCCACUCUUAUUUGGGCAGCACCUCGUCUCCAGGUGGAGGUGAUUGAAUUAAAACUUGUGUCAGACCAGCUAUGUGCAAAAUAUAGCAAGGAGUAUGGCAAGCUAUGCAGGACAAACCAGAUUGGAACGGUCAAUGAAAGGCUGAUGCACAAGUUGAGUGUGGAGGCGCCCCCCAAGAUCUUGGUGGAACGCUACCUGAUUGAGAUAGCCAAAAACUAUAAUGUACCGUAUGAACCUGACGCGAUGGUUCGGCCUGAGGUGAGUCACGGACAAGCAGACCUGAUUGACGUGAACCAUGACAAGAAGUCAGGAGGAGGAGGCGGCGGCGGCGGGGGGUUUUGUGCGCCGCCAAUGCCCAUGCCAAUGCCCAUGCCAAUGCCUAUGCCUUUCAACUAUCCGACUCCCAAAGGAGAACCGUUCAAUCCGGCCAUUGGAUCUUACAACAGCUUCCCGCACCCAAUGGGAGGAGGGCAACCCCCUCAGCUGCCCACUUCUCCCCCCACAUACGAGUCUAUUGAUGACCUAAAAAACUCUGUUCCUUCCCAGGCAGUAGCUCCCUCGUCACAAAUAUAUGACAACAACGCUCUCCCAGAACUUCCUUCAGUCCCAGACACACUCCCGGCCACCUCCUUCGGUGGGAAUACCACAACUUCUGAUGACAUCGACUUUGAUGAUUUAACACGACGUUUUGAGCAGCUGAAGAAGAAUACUUAAGUCCUUUGACAAACACACAGGCUGGCAUUGUAGCCUGGGUACAGAUGAAAACGGGAAAGCAGAAACCUCUGAAUUUAUAUACAUAUAUAAAAGAGAACACUUACCUUGUAUAGAAUUAAUAUGUACAUCAGUGCAGUUGGGAUUGCUCAUUUAAUUUUCAAAUUGUAUUUUUUUUUUUUUUUUUUUUUUGCCAGAGCUGGACAGGUGUCGGCUUGAGCUAUAGCUAUAUUAACCAGUUUUUGCAUAAAUCAUAAC
This is a messenger RNA of Corythoichthys intestinalis (scribbled pipefish), 1447 nucleotides long. RefSeq names its product IST1 factor associated with ESCRT-III (gene ist1). Lineage: Eukaryota; Metazoa; Chordata; Actinopteri; Syngnathiformes; Syngnathidae. Gene Ontology annotation, biological process: protein transport. The coding region runs from base 179 to 1192 and encodes 337 amino acids. The transcript has 10 exons. The record is from RefSeq and is a predicted model, not a curated record.